Molecule: messenger RNA, 6555 nt
Organism: Phycodurus eques (leafy seadragon)
Lineage: Eukaryota; Metazoa; Chordata; Actinopteri; Syngnathiformes; Syngnathidae
Gene: arhgap35b
Product: Rho GTPase activating protein 35b
Exons: 7
Coding region: 466-5145 (1559 amino acids)
Biological process (GO): signal transduction
Molecular function (GO): GTPase activity; GTP binding
Source: RefSeq, a predicted model, not a curated record
GUAGGUGCCCUUUCCACUCGUUUGCCAUCCGAAACCUUGUGGAAAUGUUGCGGACCGGAGAGGAUGUCGAAUGUGUAUCCGAUCGGUGAGCGGGGGGUGACGCGGCCCGCGGCCCGCGCCAGUCGCUAGCUAGCCGGCCGGCCGGCCGUGCUGCAGCAGCAUCGUGCGGGAAAAGAAAGCGAGAGAAAGGAAGAGGAGGGGGCCGCCGCCGCCGCCGCCAUUAUCGGAAAGCUUUCCCAGCCGCCAUCUGCUCGCGAAGGGCCGCUGGACGACUGCAACCACUCGGCCCGUUUUGGGACGUGACUUCCAAAGGGGAUGAAUGUCUUCACAGAUCAUUGCGCUGCUUCUUAAAUCGGAACGCUGGAAGAGGCCUGAAAGUUGAGCCCUUGGCCAACUUUACGGACAAAUCUCCGAGCGAACCUUUUCCGCGGUGCCCGUUUGUGGCGGGAUGAUCGUCGGUAGAUCAUGAUGGCGAAAAAGCAAGAUGUCCGGUCCCCCGUUUACAAUCUCAUUGGGGUGGGUUUGUCGGGCACAGAGAAAGAGAAAGGUCAGUGCGGGGUCGGAAAGUCCUGCCUGUGCAAUCGGUACGUGAGGCCGAGCGCCGACGACUUCUACUUGGACCACACGUCGGUGUUGAGCACCAGUGACUUCGGGGGUCGAGUGGUUAACAAUGACCACUUUCUCUUUUGGGGGGAAGUGUCGCGGCUUCUGGAGGAAGGGCCCGAGUGCAGGAUGAAUGUCGUGGAGCAAACGGAAUUCAUCGAUGACCAGACCUUUCAGCCGCAUCGUAGCACCGCUAUGCAGCCCUACAUCAAACGGGCGGCCGCGACCAAGCUGGCGUCGGCAGAGAAGCUCAUGUAUUUCUGCACGGAUCAGCUGGGCCUCGAGCAAGACUUUGAGCAAAAACAGAUGCCCGAGGGCAAGCUGCAGGUCGACGGCUUCCUGCUCUGCGUCGACGUCAGCCGGGGCAUGAACCGCAACUUCGACGACCAGCUGAAAUUCGUCACAAACCUCUACGGUCAGCUCAGCAAGACUAAGAAGCCCAUCGUGUUAGUCCUCACGAAGUGUGACGAAGGAGUUGAACGCUAUAUCAAAGAUGCGCAUACCUUCGCUAUCACCAAAAAGAGUCUGCCCGUCGUCGAGACAUCUGCCCGUUCAAAUAUAAACGUGGACCUCGCCUUCCUCACUUUGGUUCAGCUUAUUGAUAAAAGCAGAGGCAAGCCCAAGAUCAUCCCCUAUUUUGAAGCGCUAAAGCUCCAGAGUCAGCAGAUAGCUUCCGCCAAGGAUCGCUACGAAUGGUUAAUCAACCGCAUCGUGAAGAAUCAUAACGAAAGCUGGCUGAACACCAGUCGACGCAUGAACGCGUCCCCGGAAUACAAAGAAUACGUUUUCUUGGAGGGAACGGCGAAAUGCAAGAAGCUCUUCCAACAGCACGUUUACCGUCUGAAGCAGGAACAUAUUGAGCGUCGUCGUAAAAUCUACCUAAGCACGCUUCCUCUCGCGCUUAGUUCUUUGGUGCCCGACCUGGAUGAAAUAGAUCAACUCAGCUGGUCUGGUGUGCAGAAGGUCCUCGAGUCCAAGCAGCACUUUGCCCACUGGUUUGUUGUUCUGGAGGACUCUCCUUGGGAGGACACAUCUCACAUUGACAACAUGGAGGACGAGCGGAUCCCGUCAGACCUUCUGGAGACGGAUGAAGCGGGGGACUUGUUUAAUGCCCACCUGGACCAUUUACGUAACGAGUGCAGACGUGCGGAGAUGAGGCUUGACUUUAAGCACAAGCUUUCUUCUUCUCCCUUCGUCACACCGGGUAGACCUUGGGAAGAGGCUCGUAGCUUCAUCAUGAACGAAGAGUUCUACCAGUGGCUCGAGGAGCCGGAGUACCUCGACCUUUACAACCGUCAUCAAAAGGAGCUCAUCGACCGCGCUAAAGAAGACUUCCAGGAGCUGUUGCUGGAGUAUUCUGAGCUUUUUUAUGAACUCGAAGUGGAUGCCAAGCCAAGUAAGGAAAAAAUGGGGGCAAUUCAGGACGUGCUGGUGGAGGAGCAGAGGUUCAAGGCGCUGCAAAAGCUUCCAGCUGAAAGAGACGCUCUCGUGUUGAAACAUAUCCACUUCGUAUAUCACCCUACUAAGGAGACCUGCCCGAGCAGUCCACACUGCGGCGACUCAAAGAUUGAACAGCUCCUGGCAUCCCGUUUCCCGACGUCUUAUCCUUUUUUCGACGCGAAAGCUCAUUUCGGCGACACAAAGGCCGACAGAAUCAAUCUCGUCAUACUGGGGAAGGACGGACUGGCCAGAGAAUUUGCCAAUGAGAUUCGGGCUCUCUGCACAAAUGACGACUGGUAUGUGUUGGACGGGAAGAUGUAUGAGCUGACGCUGCGGCCCAUCGAGGGAAACGUGCGUCUCCCUGUCAAUUCUUUCCACACGCCGACGUUCGCCCCUCACGGAUGUCUGUGUCUGUAUAAUUCAAAGGAAUCCCUCUCCUAUGUGAUCGAAAGCCUCGAGCGCCUUAGGGAGUCGACGCUCGGUCGGAGGGACGGCCAGCUAGCGCAGCUGCCGACGUCGCUGCUCUUGGUCACCAAACGAGGCGUCGGCUCAUAUGUGGACGUUGGUGGGGAAACCGCCUUAAACCUGAUAGCACAGGGACAGCAAGUGGCAAGGAGGCUGCAGUGUAGCUUCUUAGAUCCCGCCUCUCCCGGCGUCGGCUACGGCCACAAUGUCAGCGAGUCGCAAAUCAACCAGGUGCUGAGGGGCCUUCUGGAUAUCCGGAGGAGCGCGUCCUUCAGUAGCAGCUCCCCCCCGCUCCUCCCCGAGGCCCCGGGCCUGAGAGAGUCUCCCCAUCAGCCGGUCCCAGAGGCAGAUCUUCGCAUCGUCAUGUGCUUCAUGUGCGGGGACUCCUACGACAUUGAGCAGCUGCUGUCGCCCUUCCUCAUGCAUCAGCACUGCAGGCCCAUGUCGAACAGCGGCGCUUCUGUAUUGCUCGAGCAGACCGUCGCCGGGCAUAAGCUCGCCAUUGAGCUGUCCGUUCUCUCGUAUCACGCCUCCUUCUCUUUACGGAAGAGCAGGCCGGUGCACGGCUACUUUGCGGUGUACUCCGUCUCCCGAAAAGCAUCCCUCGAGACGCUGUGCGCGUUCUUGUGUGAGGUUCAGGAUAUCAUCCCGGUGCAGCUUUUGGCAGUAGGAGGUAGCCAAGCCGAGCUGACGGAGAGCAACUACGCCCGGGAGCAGCAGAUCCAAGGAGAGGAGCUCGCCCGCGAGAUCGAAGGCCGUUUCAAUAGUGUGGUUUGCGGAUCUGGGGGCGUAGCGGGAGGCCUGCACAGGAUAGAGAUGUUCCAUCCCUUUCUCAUGGAGGUGGCGGAGAAACGCAACAUUGUGGAAGCCACGCACAUGUACGAUAAUGUUGCCGAAGCGUGCACCAAUGAAAACGUGUACUCCCCGCGCUGCGGUUCUCCCAGCCCGGUCACCGCGUUCCUGGAUUCAGAGGACGACGUCGAGCCUUCGCCUCCAUACUAUGACGGCGCUCUGGCAUCUCACCACGGGGGCUUCAACCCGCCCGACUCGGACUCCAGUGACAUCUCCCUUAUCUCUGAUAUUCGAGACCUCGAGAGCAAGCUCAACAACAAGGUGCCCCCCCACGUAAGAAUCAAACCCGGCGUCACUUUCGACUUUCGAAAGGUCAGCCGAAACCCGUACGCGGACACGGCGGGUCACCGGCGCUCGCUGCCGUCUGCCGUUACCUGGGUACCCGGGGGCGACGCGGGGUACGACCCCUCGGAUUACGCAGAACCGUUGGAUGCCGUGUGCAAGCCCCGCCCCAGUAAUGACGAAAUAAUCUACUCGGUGCCGCACGACAGCACGCAAGGAAAGAUCAUCACCAUCCGCAACUCCAAUAGGAUGCACUCCAAUGGCAACGGCUCCGACAGCGAAGCGGACAGCGGCUCUCUGGAGCGGAGGAGGAAAUUCUCGGCGGCGGGCGUGAAGCCUCGUCUGUACCGCGAUCGCUCCAAGCGGCUCGGCAAGUUCAGCAGCUUCCGCACCAGCUUCAUAGGCAGCGACGACGAGAUGGGAGCCCUCCCGAAGUCCAAGGAAGACGACUACGGGACGCUGAAAGGUGAAAGUCUGGUUAAUGAAGAGAAUGAGGACCCCAAAAAGAGGAACAUUCUGAAGAGUCUGCGACGAACGGCCAAGAAAUCAAGACCCAAGCCCCGCCCGGCGAUCCCCAAACCCAUGGAGAGCAGCUACUUUGGGGUCCCCUUAGUCAAUGUGGUGUCGCCAGAGAGACCGAUUCCGCUCUUCAUUGAGAAGUGUGUUCGCUUCAUUGAGACCACGGGUCUGAACACAGAAGGUUUGUACCGCGUAAGUGGGAACAAGUCCGAGAUGGAAAGCAUGCAGCGGCAGUUCGAACAGGACCACGGAUUAGACCUGGUGGAGAAAGACUUCUCCAUAAACACUGUGGCCGGCGCCCUAAAGAGCUUCUUCUCCGAGCUGCCUGAGCCCCUGGUGCCUUGUGCUCUGCAGGUGGACCUACUGGACGCUUUCAGAAUCCCUGACAGAGAACAGCGGCUGUACAUCAUGAAGGAUGUCCUGAGGAGAUUCCCCAGGGAGAAUUAUGAUGCCUUCAAAUACGUCGUGAGCCACUUACACAAGGUGAGCCAGCUGAGCAGGCUGAACCUGAUGACCAGCGAGAACUUGUCCAUCUGCUUCUGGCCCACGCUCAUGCGACCCGACUUCACCACCAUGGACGCCCUGACGGCCACGCGCACCUACCAGACAAUCAUCGAGAUCUUCAUCCACCAGUGUGCAUUCUUCUUCUACAACCAGCCGCUCAUCGACUCCCCCACGGGGCCGGGGGGGCUCCCCGCUUCGCCCACCGCCACCUUCGGCGGGAGCUCGGCCUACUCCUGUUACCGCUCGUCUCCUCCGCACUCGGGCGCGCACUUCAGCCCCCUGCAGCAGCAGUCGCCGCCCACCACCCCCCAGUCCCCUCUGCAGUCCCUGCUGCCCCCCUUGCACCAGCAUGCCCACCCUCACCCCCACCCCACCCCCACCACUCCCCCGCCGAACAGGAGACACUGUGAGGCCACGAAAGCCGCGUGCGCCCAGGAUGCCCCCCGGAAUCUUGACGGCAACACGAACGUGACAACUUGAUGACGGAAAGGGGGCGGGGCGAGGCCCCCGACCUCACGCCGGUCUGUUUGAGGGUCACCCGGGUUCAGACCUCAUCGACGGGACAUUUGUGGCCGCUGUGUUUUUAAUCUGUUAUUUGUCCUCAUGAAAGUACUGCCACUGGAUUUGUCGUCUGGCCCUCUAGGUCCUUUGGGGUGGAAGUUUGCGCCCUCUAGUGGACGCCUUGGCAAGCUCAUUUCAGUGGCGUGGAGAGGGUAAGGGGGUGGGGCUUACACAUCCAGGGAUGCACUUUAAUGUUCAAUUGUUGUUUUUGUUUUGGGACAUACUGUGCGUGUUUAAGUUUGACAGCUCAGCCAUACCCAUUGCCUCUACAGAACAGAGCUCUGGCCGAUCAAACUUUGUUUACAUGAAAUUAUUAUUUUUUAAUACCCGCAUACUUCUCUGAAGCACUUUUUGAUAGUGUAGCGUUACAUUUGAGUUGUCCAUAUUGCUUGUUUAGUGGUUGAGUCUGGCAUUCUUGUGGAAACAAGAUCCUCUAAUGUAAAAACUUUCAUUGGGUCGAUUAUUCCGGGGCGACUCCUGUUCCUCACUCAUCCGGCCUCGCGGAAUAUAGUUUUAGACUUUGUCCUCUUUCUAGCCGUCGGUCGAGCCGAAGGGAUGUUUCGGGUUUGAGUGUUAACGUGAAGAAUUGCAGCCAUAUUUGAUCAGCGCACUUGAAACGUAACAAGAAGCCAAUCAUGUCAAAUAGUCCCUCCGCUUUCCACACGUACUGCAAAUCACGCUUGAACAAUACGGUAGAAAGGAUCUGUGGAAGGCACCGCCGCGUGUGAACUAUUUUUAGCAUAUCGUCCAUUCUUAAUGAAGAUCUGAAUGUUGUUUUUUUUUUAACCCUUAAAAUUUACAAGACAAAGCUGUGUGUUUCCUACGGGGACAAGUGUGUUCAAUCACUGGAUGUAUUUUUUUUUUCGGACCGCCUUUUACUGGUCUUAGUAAGUACCACAAUGCUGUUUAAAGUCAUUUGAAACGAGUCGCUCCUACCAGUCCAUCGUAAAAUAUACUGUAAACACACAACCGCGACUGUGUAACCGUUGGUAGGCUGGGGAAGGACACCGCUCAUGUCAGUGGUAGGAAACAUUUCUUGUGUAUUUCCAUGAUUGAAAGUCCAUUUGGACCGUUUUUUGUUUUUGUUUUGUUUUGUGAAGGGUUCAAGGCCACUUAGUGCAUGAUUUAAAACACACGCACCACGGGGGGAUGAAAGCCUCUCCCUGUUUUGAAAAUAUGAAUUUAGUCCAAGGACAGAACAAAUGCUUCAAAAGAAAUAUCUUCCGUACUGCGCACCAAGAGAAAACCAUCAAAUUGUCUGACUGAGCAAAUAGUGUUUGAAGAUGAAGGCCUUAUGUGAACUGUAUGAUAGUUAAUAAAUUAAAUCUU